Styela clava is the source of this 8926-nucleotide messenger RNA. RefSeq lists its product as uncharacterized. Gene Ontology annotation, biological process: heterophilic cell-cell adhesion; Notch signaling pathway; establishment or maintenance of epithelial cell apical/basal polarity. NCBI's taxonomy places the organism in Eukaryota, Metazoa, Chordata, Ascidiacea, Stolidobranchia, Styelidae. Gene Ontology annotation, cellular component: plasma membrane; protein-containing complex. The record is from RefSeq and is a predicted model, not a curated record. Gene Ontology annotation, molecular function: protein binding; calcium ion binding.
UUUUUUAGAUGAUAGUUCAGUUAAUUCCUUAUCCACUGAAAUAAAAGAAGGAAUGUAAUUAGCAAUAAAGAGAACAAGUUAAUUUAUUUAAUAAGGUUUUAUCAUAUUUUACUCUUGUGACAUACAUAUUGUAUCGUAUGUCGAGGAAGUGGAUUUAACUUCAACAAAAAAUGGAUUUACCUCAAUUUCGGAUUAUUUUUCAAGCGGCAAUUUUUCUUCCAUUUUUAUUUGUUUACGCAUCUGGUUGUUCAUCUAAUGCGGAUUGCACAAGUGGCCAAAUAUGUAUAAGUUCAGUUUGCAGUGUAUCUCCAUGUGCUUCAUCACCUUGUGAUAAUAGCGGAACGUGUGGCGUAGUAGCAACAUCUUCCACUGACUAUACAUGGCAAUGUUCUUGCCCAUCUACAUAUAUGGGGACCACAUGCAGUGAUUACAAUUACUGUCAUUCAAACCCAUGCAAUCACGGAACUUGUACUGUCGUGUCAAACAGUUUUGAAUGCACUUGCACGGAUGGCUAUUAUGGUGACACGUGUGCCAAUGAUAAAGAUGAAUGUUCUGACAAUCCUAACCUAUGUGCGAAUGGCGGAAAUUGCAUUAAUGUUGAUGGCUCUUACUCAUGUGAUUGUCUGACAGGGUUUGAAGGAACUCAUUGUGAAGACAACACAGAUGAUUGUAUCGGUAAUGAAUGUGCUGCGGGAUCAACUUGUGUUGAUGAAUUGAAUGAUUAUUUCUGCGUUUGUGCCGAGGGUUGGACCGGUACUCAUUGCAAGGAAGACAUGGACGAAUGUAACGAUGGUACAACAAGAUGUAUGAAUGGAGGAACAUGCAUCAAUACAGAAGGCUCGUUCUCUUGCAACUGUGUGAAUGGUUGGUCCGGAGAUGACUGUAGUGAAAACAUUGACGAUUGUAGUUCUGCUGCUUGUUUUCACAAUGCAACUUGUAUCGACAAAGUUGGAACAUUCGUUUGUGUGUGCGUUCCUGGGAAAACUGGUAUCCUUUGUCAUUUGGAUGAUGCUUGUAUCUCUAAUCCAUGUGCCAACGGAUCAACUUGCGACACCAACCCCAUUACGGGUCACUGGAUGUGUUCCUGUCCUGACGGUUACACGUCAAAAAGUUGUGAUGUCAACAUCAACGAAUGUGAAAUAGGUGAAAAUCCAUGUGAACACGACGGCCAAUGCAUUGACACGGAAGGAUCAUUCGAAUGUGAUUGUGCAGAUGGAUACACAGGACCUAGAUGUGAAACUAACAUAAAUGAAUGCGAAAGCUCGCCAUGUCAAAAUGACGCAACUUGUCUUGACAUGGUUGGAAAGUUUCAAUGUGUUUGCAUGCCAGGAUACACUGGAUUGUUGUGUGAUAUUGACAUCAUUGAAUGUUCAAGCAACCCUUGUAUGAAUGGUGGAACCUGUAUUGAUGAAAUCAAUGGCUACACAUGCAAUUGUGCUUCGGGAUUCACCGGUUCUGAUUGCAGUUUUAAUAUUGACGAGUGUUCAUCCAUUCCAUGUCAAAAUAAAGGAACAUGUGUCGACAAGGCAAAUAGUUAUGAAUGCGAAUGCGCAGAUGGAUAUGCUGGAAUUCAUUGUGAAACUGAUAUAGAUGAUUGUCAAACUAAUCCCUGUCACCAUGGAACAUGUGAAGAUGGCGUGAACCAAUACAUCUGCAAUUGCAAUGCGGGAUAUACGGGAACAAUUUGUCAAACUGAGAUAAACGAAUGUGAAUCAAGUCCAUGUGAGAAUGGAGGAACGUGCACCGAUAACGUCGGCUAUUUUUCAUGUAGUUGUCCCGUUGGAACUAGUGGCACAAGGUGUGAAAAUAAUCCAGAUGAUUGUGUUUCUAAUCCAUGUGGUGUUCAUGGUACUUGUGUGGAUAAAGUUAAUGAAUAUGAAUGCAAUUGUGAUCCAGGAUACACAGGAACGCAUUGUACAGAUGAAAUUAACGAGUGUGAAUCAAACCCAUGUCUAAAUGGAGCCACAUGUGUUGACGGUAUUAACACAUACACAUGUAAUUGUUUGCCAGGAUACCAUGGUUCGCGAUGUUCCUCUGAUAUUGAAGAAUGCAGUAGCAAUCCUUGUAUUAAUGGAUUGUGCCAAGAAGAUGUCAACCAAUACAUAUGUGUAUGCAAUUCUGGAUACACAGGAGUGAAUUGCGAAGUAGAAAUCAACGAAUGCGAAUCUAACCCUUGUGAACACGGUUCAUGUCAAAAUGAAAUCGGCAGAUUUGUGUGUGUUUGUACGCCUGGGUAUACCGGAGUCAAAUGUGAAACGGACAUAGACGAAUGUGCGACUGGUCCUUGUCAAAACGGGGGUAUAUGCACAAGUGGGGUCAAUGUGUAUUCGUGUAACUGCCCCGCAAGAUACACAGGAACAAAUUGUGAGACGGAGCUUACCCCAUGUAACCCGAAUCCAUGUAAUGGUGGAGAGUGUACCCCAUCCGCUGAUUACUUGACUUACACUUGCACAUGUAUACAAGGAUAUGAAGGAGUCACUUGUCAACAUGAUAUUAAUGAAUGUCUGUCUUCACCAUGUUUGAAUGGAGGAACUUGUACUAAUUUAUCACCUGAUUAUAAAUGUGCUUGCGCGAAUGGAUUCACAGGAACUAACUGCGAAACAAAUAUAGAUGAUUGUUCACCAGAUCCAUGUAUGAACGCUGGAAAAUGUAUCGAUGAUGUUGGAACAUAUAAAUGCCUAUGUAAACCUGGUUAUAACGGAUUCGAUUGUCAAUUUGAAAUUGACGAAUGUGCAAGUAACCCAUGUCAGAAUGGUGGUGAAUGCCAAGAUUACGUCAACAGCUUUGUUUGCUCAUGCCCUACUGGAUAUACUUCUUUAACCUGCUCGAGAAAUCCAGACGAUUGUACAUCAAGUUCUUGUCUUAAUGGUGGGACAUGUGUGGAUGGUGAUAAUACUUUUACAUGUGAAUGUCCAAGCGGCUACACAGGUGAUAAGUGCCAGAAUGAGAUCAGUGCUUGUCUAUCCGUAUCUUGUCUCAAUGGUGGAACAUGCUAUGUGGACUCGGGAACGGCGAGAUGUGCUUGUGGUAUUGCUUAUGAGGGAACUUAUUGUGGGAAUCUAAUUGACUUGUGUGCCGAUGCCAGUUUAUGUAAAAACAGAGCAACAUGCAGUCAGAAUGGAGCAGAUUUUACAUGUUCGUGCGUUACUGGUUAUACUGGCGUUUAUUGUGAUAUGGAAGAAGUAUCAUGCGAACAGGCUGCUACAAAUAGAGGGGUUGCUGUUUCUGCAUUAUGCUCAAACCACGGAGAUUGUCGUGACACAACAACUGCUCAUGAAUGUACAUGUGAUCCAGGAUACACAGGUUCAUAUUGUAACAUUGACAUCAACGAAUGUGCUCUUCAACCUUGCCUGAAUGGAGCUACGUGCAUUGAUCUGAUCAACAGUUACUCUUGUACUUGUGAUGCGGGAUACACUGGAGAAAACUGUGAGCAGAACAUUGACGAGUGUGCGUCAUCUCCAUGCAAGAAUGGUGGCACUUGUGUCGAUAUGGUUAAUGCUGUUCACUGUUCCUGUCUCGCCGGCACUGCAGGUAUAUUCUGUGAGGUCAAUGUUGAUGAUUGCACUGAUGACUCCUGUUAUCAUGGGGGACAAUGCAUCGAUGGAAUCAAUGGCUUCACUUGUAAUUGCUUGUCUGGAUAUGUAGGAUCAAGGUGUGAAGGUGAUGUGAAUGAAUGCUUGUCAAAUCCUUGUAAUGCAGCAGGUACUACAGAAUGCAUCGAGGGAGAAAACAGCUUUACAUGUGUAUGCUCUGUGGAUUAUGCUGGAACACUCUGUGAUGUGAAACUAGGAAGUUGCGCAAUCAAUCCUUGUGAAAAUGGUGGAACUUGCACUGAUAACAGCUACGAUCCUAAAGGAUAUUUCUGCUCUUGUUCAUCUGGUUACUAUGGCAUCAAUUGUCAACACCAAUAUUCAUCGUGUGGGGAUUCACACAUUUGUUACAACAACGGAGUAUGUGUGAAUGACGCAUGUGAAUGCACUUCAAAUUAUUACGGAGAUUAUUGUGAAAAAGCUAGAGUAGAAGAUAAAACCUGUUCAAAUCCAAACUGCGCUCAAGUGAAGAAUAAUGGAGUCUGCAAUAGCGACAUGAACUGUACCACACAUGAAUGUGAUUACGACGGCACCGAUUGUACUUUCGGUAACGCCAAUCCUUGGGAAUUAUGUUCGCCUGAGUAUGAAUGCUGGAAUCUACACAAGAACGGACAUUGCGACGAACACUGCAAUACUCAAGAAUGCCUUCUGGAUGGAAUGGAUUGUAGCACUCCUAUAGGAGAUUGCAAUCCGAAAUAUGAAGUCUACUGUACAGACAAUUUCAACAACAGUUAUUGUGAUGAAGGAUGUAAUAAUGCUGAUUGUGGAUGGGAUGGAGACGAUUGUAAUCAAUAUCCUGAACAAUACGCCCUCGGAAUCCUUGUGAUUCAAGUUGGCAACAUGACUCCUGCUGAUGUAUGGACCAGAAAAGAAGAACUUUCAAUUGAAUUCGGCAAAAUUUUACACACUCAAAUGAAGAUGAUAGCUGUGAAUGUUGUAACGGUCGAAAUUUCACGCAAGAAAAGAUCUUUAUUUGAUGAAGCAUAUGACUCGAUGACAAGUAUAUUCAGCAGAACGAAACGUGCUACCUCGGAUGGGGAGUCGUCACAGAUGGAAUUCAGAAUGGAUAACAGCAAAUGUUAUAUAUCAUCUGGUGCAUGCUUUGAAACUGCCUCAGGAGCGUCAUCUUUUCUCGCUGCUGCAAGACUCACCCAAACACUAGAAGUAUCAGUCGACAUUGAAACUACCGGCAGUAUUGAUGAACCAACAAGCGAAGGAUCACAACACAUAGUUACUUAUGCUGUAUCUGGAGCAGCUCUUUUUGCCUUUGUGGUCGUCAUUUUUGGGGUACUACUAAAACGAAAAAGAGAAACUGGUCAGCUCUGGCGACCAGAAGGCUUCCUCCUACACAAGAAACAAAGAAGAGAACCAAUAGGACAAGCUGAUUUAAAUCUUAAGAAAUUGAACAAAUCUCCAUCUCCAGACAAUGACACGAACACUCCUUUCAUUCAAAGCUUCCACGAUAACGGGACAAACAAUCAUCAUAAAAAAUAUUUGGCAAGCCGUCAAGAAAAUGAACCCUUGCAUGGUGUACAAACAGAAAACAGGAAGAAGACACCAGAAUGUGAAGUUCAGUCUGACAACAGAAAAUGGACUCCACAACAUAUUGAAGCUGCCAGAGCAUCAAGCAGAGAAGUUUCUUCUCCAUUAUUAGAAGAUAAUAAUGAUGAGAUUGAUGCUCGUGGGCCUGACGGCCUCACACCUUUGAUGAUUGCUUCUACUCGAGGAGGUGGAAUCGAAGUUAUUGUAGAUGAGGAAUCCGGUGAAGGAAACGAGGGAGAAGGAAGUGAAAACAUGAUCGCGAGUCUUUUAUUACAGGGGGCAUCACUCACUGCACAAACAGAUAGAACAGGUGAAACUCCACUUCACUUAGCAGCGAGAUAUGCCCGAGCAGAUGCUGCAAAAAGACUUCUCGAUGCAGGUGCCGACGCUAACAUGAAAGAACAAACAGGUCGCACGCCAUUGCAUGUGGCUGUUGCUGCUGAUGCACAAGGUGUCUUCCAAAUAUUAUUGAGAAACAGAGCAACGGACUUAGAUGCCAAAACCAACGAUGGAACAACUCCUCUCAUUCUGGCUGCAAGACUUGCUGUAGAAGGCAUGGUUGAAGAACUCAUUGGUGCUCAUGCUGAUGUAGACGCAGUAGAUAACCACGGGAAAACAGCAAUGCAUUGGGCGGCUGCCGUAAACAACAUUGAAGCUCUGUCCGCUCUUCUUGCCGCCGGUGCAAAACGUGACGCUCAAACGGAAAGAGAAGAAACUCCACUGUUUUUAGCGGCACGAGAAGGAAGCUAUGAAGCGGUCAGGUUAUUACUUGACCACUUGGCAAAUAGAGAUAUCACUGACCAUAUGGACAGGUUACCCAGAGAUAUUGCGCAGGAAAGGCUGCAUACAGAUAUUAUUCAACUACUCGACGAAUACAAUUUGGUACGAAGUCCUAUGGGUCACAUGGAUAACUCUCCUCUCAUGCAUAACAACGCAGCUUACAUUGCUCAUAUUACGAAAGGUAAAAAGCAGAGGAGAUCGAACGGCAAACCAGAUGGUAAAGCUGCUCGCAGAACAAAGAAAAAAUCCAGUACUGAUAAUAACAUAGAAUCACCUAACGGCAUCAAUCCAAAUUUAAAUCCUCAUCAUAUGUACAAUUCGGUCUUGUUAUCGGACGGUCAGUCACCCGGCAGCAAUUCUAUGUCUUCGCCUUCCACAUACAGCGACUCUACACAUUCACCACCGAUUUCAAAUGCGGGAAACUUACCACCUAAUGCGUAUUACCCAAGGGUAAUGCAAGGAAGUCACUCUGGUGGUAUGGACAACCAUCUUCCUCUCGGCCCUCACCCAUCACAACUCAGUGGGAGAAUGAUUCAACACCCAAGAGCGCAACCUCAUCUUUCGGGUUCUAACACAGGAUUGGGGCUAAAUUUGGGGCAACUUCAGAUGCGUUAUAACGACCCUGAAUUGCAACAACAACAUUUAGCAAGGAUGGCACAUUACCGUGCACAAGCUCAAGUUCCUUAUCAACAAAUCAUAAAUCCUCAUCCACAUAGUGCCAAUUCAGGAGGUUAUCCAAGGUCUUCCCAGGGAAUGGCUUUCAGUGAAAUGAUACCAAAUCUUCCACAACAACAACUAUAUCACAUGGAUGCUCCAUCUUACACUCAACAGUUGGCAAUGAACCAAAGACAACAACAAAAUUUUGUUCACCAAUCAAAAGGAAUGCCAAGGUCUUCUACUGGAGGCAACUCGUAUUUAUUAGAUAAGUAUCCGACUCCUCCAUCAAACUCAACACUCUCUCCUCCUUCCGCCAGUUUCUCGCCACAUUCUGCCUCCAACAACCACUCACAUGGUCAUCUCAAAACUCAGCCUCAGCCAGGCGAUCUGUCAUAUGAAACACCAAGCCCUGAAUCACCAGGUGAUCAGUGGUCAAGCGCAUCACCGAGGAGCAAUUCUGAUUGGUCGGAUAGCAUACACAGUCCACCUACCGGACCGCACAUGCACGCACCUAAUCUGCAUCAGACAAUUCACCCUCAUGGGGGAAUGCCCGUUUCACAUAGGGGUUUAGGGGUACGGAUGCACCCACCUCCAAACGCGGCUCAUUCUGGGAAACUUCAAGCCGCAUAGACAAGAGUCGAACUCGAGAAGAUGAAAUAUUGACCAAAAGACCAUUUUUGGGCCAAAAGUGCCUGCACUAAAAUCUUGUACAUAUUUUUGUUUUUUCUUUGUUUUUAAAUUUGUUUACAUUUUGUUGUUUGUUUAAAACUAUUUAUUUUGUUUUAAAUGUUUCAAGCUCCUUUUAUAUUUGACUGCUGUUGAAGCUUUUUUUGCGCCACCUUGAAAUAACACCUACCUAAAAUAUGAUAUCCAAUAUCAUUAAAUGGUUUCAUCUUAAUUUCAAUGAAAUUUUUUUACAAAUGAAAUCAAAUCUAUUCAAAAAGCAAUAAACAUAUCAAUUUUUAUUUGGUAAUCAAACAAAACAAAAAUAGUUUUUUUUUUUCAUGAAAAAUCAAUUUGAUUUUCAUAUCACCAUUUUAAAAUUUUUUAUCGGAUUUUAAAAAAAAUUUGUUCAAAAUUAAAUACUGGUAUGUUGGUAAUUCAAAUCAGGAUUUACCAUGUUCCGUAUCAUAUUAUUGGUUGUAGAAACUGGUACUUUCUAGUCACUGAUAUAUUUCUCAUAAAAUAGUUGGCUAUGAAGUUGCUUUUCCAUAGUCAUAUCGGUAUGUCCUAUAAAGGUGUUUCUCCUUUGAUGCUUCACUUUUAGAAGACAUCACAAGUUAGUUUUGACGCAAUGUCGUGUCCCAACUGUUUUGAUCAGUAUUUGUCAUUUUUAUUUGUACGUUUCAGCUUUUUAUAAUAUGAGCAACUGUAAGAUCAUCUGCACCUAUUUUGAUGUUUCCAUUGAAAUUAAAUGAAAUAGUACGUUCUGAGAAAUCUGAAUUCUGAAAAUGAUUCUAACUACCGAUAAAUGGCACAGCCGCUAUUUAUCAAAUGGUGCUAGAUUUUUUAAAGUAAUUCAAUUUCAUAUCCUUACUAUUUACCUAUUUAAUAUGUUGCAUGUCAAGUGCGUAUGAAGAUUUUUCUGCGCUGGAAUCUUGAUAUUUUACUUCGUAAAAUUUGAUUGACCCUAAAAUUAUUAAAAUUUGAUCGAAUUAAUUUUGAUGAUUUCGAUUUUCAAAUUAUUUUUUUCUGAUAACAUUCGUUUCUGAUUUACCUUGAAUUCAAGUCUUGCAACCUAUUCAGUCUUUGUAAACCAUAGGUUUAUCAUUUUGUUCAUAUAAAUUGUGUUUGAUAAAGGAUCUUUUUCAUGAUCAAUUCCUUUUUUUCAAGUUCACAAUGUCGUUUUGAGGCUAAUGUUUUUUUAUAUUAUCUCUUUAAUGAAAUUGAAGUUUUUGUACAGAAUCUUUUUUUGUGACCAAACUUAGUUUCUACUGUAUUUUACAUCUGGAAGCGACCAAUUUGAUUUGAUGAACAUUGACCAAUAUAUUUGUCUUUUUUUUCUAAGAAUUUUCAGUUAAAUUACGGUGCUCGUCGUGUUUGUAAUUUAUGAAGCGAAGAUAUUGAAAUUGAAGUUAAAAUCGUGUUCAUGAAGUUUUAAUUUCCUUUUAGUUUAUUUUUUUUUCUUUUGUAAUAUUUUGAUGUUUACUAUUUUUUUAUUGAAUACAAAGAGUCAAUUGCCAAUUCAAAACGAUUCAUUCCAAUUUUUUUAAAUGAAAAGUUGAAAUUUUGUCAAUAUUUUCAGUCGUUUUAUGUUUAAUAAUAAUACUAUUAUUGUCAUCUUUUUUAUUCAAACACAUCCCGUUAUCAUAACUAUAAAAGCCUUGCCAUCACAUGUUUUGUACAUUUUAAGAGCU